This is a messenger RNA of Bombina bombina (fire-bellied toad), 1312 nucleotides long. RefSeq names its product cilia- and flagella- associated protein 210-like. Bases 427 to 1170 code for a protein of 247 amino acids. Lineage: Eukaryota; Metazoa; Chordata; Amphibia; Anura; Bombinatoridae. The record is from RefSeq and is a predicted model, not a curated record. The transcript has a single exon.
GGUUCGAGCAGAGUGCUGUCAGCUGAAAAGCAGUCGGAACAGGUUAUGAUCAAUCCAGUUGACCUUCGCCAGAUUACUGUUCUUCCAAAGGCAGAAUGGGAAAGAAUUCAGAAUAAUGUAAACACUUUGGAGAAAGAAGCAAGGGAAAUUUAUGAAGAAAUGAAAGAGAGAGAAGCUCUGCAUUUACGGUCCAAAGACAUAGUGAAAAACUGGACUAAUACUAUUGCUGGAUAGAGACAGAAAAAACUGAUAGCAACAAAGCUACGGGAAGAAAAAGAAGAGGAGGAGAAAAAAAAGAUUGAUUUAGAAGAAGCCAAGUAUCAGGCAGAAAAAAGAAGAGAGGCCAUUGAGAAAGCGAGAAUCAAACAGUACUAUGAGACUGACAAAGUCAAGAAAUUUCAUGGUGCACUUUUACUUACUGAAGUAAUGAAAGAAAGAGAAGCACAGAUUGAAUUGAAGAAUAAAAGGAUGCUUCUGGAGAAGAAUAGGGAUGUGGAUUUUGUAAAGAGAGAACUGGAAGAAGGCAUGGUGACUGACCAAAAGAGAGCCCUUCAGCAGAUCACAGCCAGAAAGAAAAACACAGAGGACAUCCUAAAACAGAUAGAGGAACACAAACAUGCUGCCGAGUUAGAAAAAAUAACAGAGAUGAAAGAAGGUGAAGAAAUAAGGAAACUAACUAGAAUGUAUGAGUUAGAAAUGAACAAGUUAGCACAAAUGAAAAUAAAACAAAAACGACAUAUCAUGAUGGAUAAUCUUGCGCAUGUUGGAGAUAAGAAUUUUCUUACAGAGCUUGAAAAGCAACAUCAGGAAGCUGAAGACGACAAGAUUCGAAAUUUCAUUCUUGCAAAGAAAAAGUUGGCCGGUAUCCGAAAAGCAAGAGAAGAAGAAAUAAAUAGACUUACUGUAGAGCGUAGAGAUCAAAUCACUGAGCAUCUGGCAGCAAAACUAAAAGAGCAACAGGAUGAUGAAGAGGAGCGUAUCCGCAAUGCAGUUACUGAAUUAGAAUCAAAGAACAAAAAAGAAAGCAAAGAAAAAGAAGCUAAAUUGAAGGCAGACAUAAAGGCAAUCACAGAGCACAGACUAGCUAUGAGGCAAAAAAAAGGGCAGGAAGAGAAAGAGCAGAGAGCUUUAUGCCAUAAAAGAAGCAGACAACCUGUUUAUUACCCAUGAAAAAGAGAAAAUGAGAAGAGCAGAAGAAGAGAAUAAGAUUACGCAAACCAUGCAAAUUCAGCAAAUGGCUGAGAAGUCCACAAUGUCUCAACUGGAAAAACAAGCGGAGCUAAAGUAUGCCAAACAAAAUGAAAAAUGUAUA